Nycticebus coucang (slow loris) is the source of this 4528-nucleotide messenger RNA. RefSeq names its product otoancorin (gene OTOA). The record is from RefSeq and is a predicted model, not a curated record. Gene Ontology annotation, cellular component: cell surface. The transcript is spliced from 28 exons. NCBI's taxonomy places the organism in Eukaryota, Metazoa, Chordata, Mammalia, Primates, Lorisidae. Gene Ontology annotation, biological process: cell-matrix adhesion. The coding region runs from base 5 to 3427 and encodes 1140 amino acids.
GAGAAUGUGUCAGGAAUCAAUGACAUACUCCCUCUUCCUUUUUCUUUUUCUGAGCCAUGGAGUGGCCAGUCAGAGAGUUCUAGAUUCCAGUGCGGAUUUGCAUCCGUUGUUGCAAAAAAUGGCAGAAGAAAUAAUAGAUGGAAGCUAUCUGAAUGCAUUACUGGAUCUCAUACAGUUUCACAGCUCCCAUGUGUGGACCGCAGAUCUGCCCCAUAAAGUCCUGGCCUACCUGAAUUCACGGAAUGUUCCCUUCACCAUCUCCAGCCUUCAGGCAGCCAUGGAAAAUCACCUGCAGGAGCGUUUGCACCAGCCCCAGAAGCUGCUGGAGGACCUGAGGGAAACAGAUGCUCAGCGAUUCCACACUGCCAUGAAAUGCCUCUUAGAAGAAAAGAAAGGCCGCUUGGACCUGCAGGACACUGUCAUUGACUUGGGAGAGAUUCGGGAACAAGCCUUGCAGAGCCCUGGCGUGAACCGCAGCCUGUUUCUCAUCACACUGGAGAGGUGUUUCCAGGUGUUGAACUCCCUGGAGUGUGUGGAGAUUCUGGGCAGGUUGCUCAGGGGGUCCUCGGGCAGCUUUCUCCAGCCAGACAUCACAGAGCGGCUCCCCCGGGACCUGCGUGAGGAUGCCUUUAAGAACCUAUCUGCGGUGUUCAAAGAUCUCUACGACCAAACCUCAGCUCAUUCCCAGAGAGCUCUCUACUCCUGGAUGACUGGAAUUUUGAGGACAUCCUCCAAUGCCACUGAUGACUCUGUUUCAUGGGUCAGUGCAGAAAACUUAUGGAUUUUGGGCAGAUACAUGGUUCACCUGUCAUUCGAAGAAAUUACAAAAAUUAGUCCUGUAGAAAUAAGGCUAUUUAUCAGCUAUGACAACGCCACCAAGCAGUUGGAUACAGUGUAUGACAUCACACCUGAACUGGCCCAGGCGUUUCUGGAGAGGAUCAGCUCCUCCAACUUCAGUAAGAGGAACACCUCUACCAUCCACAGGCUGGGGCUGCUUGUUUGUUUCUACGAUGACCUGGAGCUGCUGGAUGCCGCAGUGGCUCAAGUCUUGCUUCACCAGAUGAUCAAGUGCAGUCAGCUGAGGGGCUUCCAGUCUGGUGUGCAGAAGCUCAAAGCAGACCUCCUGGACAUUGCCACAGAGAACCAGACCCUCAAUGAGACCCUGGGCUCCUUGUCGGAUGCGGUUGUGGGUUUGACCUACAGUCAGCUGGAAUCCCUCUCCCCUGAGGCUGUGCAUGGUGCCAUCUCCACCCUCAACCAGGUCUCAGGUUGGGCCAAGAGCCAGGUCAUCAUCUUGUCUGCGAAAUACUUGGCCCAUGAGAAGGUGCUGUCUUUCUACAACGUCAGCCAGAUGGGUGCUCUGCUGGCUGGGGUCAGCACCCAGGCCUUCUGCAGCAUGGACUGCAAAGACCUCCCCCAGGCCCUGAGAAGCACCAUCUCUCAGCAUGUGUCUGAUUUGUCACCUGCCCAGCAGCAAGGCAUCCUGAGCAAGAUGAUUGAAGCAGGAGAUGCUGCCUCGGGCAUUGUGGAGAUACCAGGGGCUUUCUUUAAAGAAGUGUCUCUCUUUGACUUACGGAGGGAACCCGGAUUCAAUCCUGCAGUCCUGAAGGACAAGGAGCUUCGGAGGAGCCAGGCCUUGUUCCUGUACGAGCUUCUGUUAAAGACCACCACGAGGCCGGAGGAGCUCCUGAGUGCUGGGCAGCUGGUCAAAGGUGUGACGUGCUCACACAUUGAUGCCAUGAGUGCCGACUCUUUUCUGGCCCAUUUCCGGUAUUUUGAGAACAACCUCUUCCUGCUUUCACCAUAUCAGGUUAAUUGUUUGGCAUGGAAAUACUGGGAAGUUUCCAGAUCGUCUAUGCCGCCUUUCCUCUUGGCUGUGCUCCCGGCCCACUACCUGGCUUCCUUCCCGGCCUCACAGUGUGUGCCCUUUCUGAUAAGCCUGGGGAAGAGACAGCUGGACUACUUGGUUUUAGAUUCCCACAAAAAGACAUUAGUCCUCAGAAAAGUGCACCAGUGUCUGGAUGUCUCCACUGCUGAUGAAUACACCGUGGACAUCAUGGGAAACCUGCUGUGUCACUUACCAGGGACCGUCUUUGACAACAGCAUCUCCCCCAAGGCCUGGCCCACUGCCCUACAUGGCCUCAGAGACUGCCCAGACCUCAGCCCUGACCAAAAGGCUGUGGUGAAACGCAAGCUCUUGGAACAGUAUGGAUUCCCUCAGAACUGGACAGCUGAGACUAUGAAGGAUGUGGGACCCUUUCUAGUGCUUUUCUCAGGAGAUGAAUUAAGCUCUGUUGCCACAAAGUUUCCUGAUAUCCUUCAACAAACAGCUUCCAAGUUGGCUGGGACCCUGCCUCCUAAAGAAUUCCUCUGGGCUGUCUUUGAAUCUGUUCGGAACAGCAGCCAUGAGAGUCCCAGUGCUGAUUCCAUUCCUGGUUGCCAUGGAGUCCCGGCUCCUUCUUCAGAUGACAUCUUUAAGUUGUCUGAAGCCAACGUCUGGUGGGCCCCCGAGGACCUGCUCUGCAUGGAGGAAGACACUUUCAUCAGGAACGUGGAGCUGCUGGGGGCUGUCCAGGGUUUCAGCCAGCACCAGCGGAUGGCCCUGAAGGAGAAGGCAAUACAGGUUUGGGACAUGCCUUCUUACUGGAAAGAACACCAUAUUGUCUCUCUGGGACACAUUGCCCUGGCUCUUAAUGAGAGUGAGCUGGAGCAGCUGGACCUCAGCUCCAUAGACACUGUGGCUUUCCUAAGUGAGCUGACAGAAUGGACGCCAGGUCAGGCUAAAUCCAUUCUGCAAGGGUUCCUGGAUGACUCAGGCUAUCGUAUCCAGGAUCUGAAGGGCUUCCAUUUAGUAGGCCUUGGUGCAACCCUGUGUACUAUGAACACCACCGAAGUCCCACUUAUAAAGAUCUCAGAAUUCAGGGUGGUAGUGGCUAGAAUUGGGACCCUGCUCUGUAGCACCCAUAUCUUGGCUGAGUUUAAGAGGAAGGCAGAAGUCGUGUUUGGGGAUCCCACCGAGUGGACCAGCUCCGUCUUGCAGGAGCUUGGGACCAUUGCAGCUGGAUUAACUAAGGCAGAGCUCCGGAUGCUUGACAAGGAUUUGAUGCCAUAUUUCCAGCCAUCAGCAAUAAAAUGCCUUCCUGAUGAGAUAUUCAAAGAGCUGUCCGAGGAGCAGAUCGCCUGCCUGGGUCCGGAGAACGCCGCAGCGGUGACCCACGCUCAGCGCCAGCGGCUCAGCCCAGCACAGCUGCAGAGCCUCCAGCGGGCGCUAGAUGGCGCCAAGGCUCAGUUCUGGCAGGACGCGCCCAUCGGUGCAGACCCCACUAGGACCCCCGCCUCGCGCUCUUCCCCAGGAGCUCCCAUCUCAUGGGGCCUUGGACUUGGAUGCCUCCUGCUGGUUCUAAUGACCAAGCCUCUAAUGUGCUGAGGGGCUGAGUGCAUUGCCCUCUGGUCCUCCAAGCAACUGGCCAAGGCAUGUGGAGACAGAGGGCAUUUCAGACUGUGGAAGACACUUGCCUGGACCAAGAGCAUCAACCGGGGCAGGGAACCCUGGGGCCCUGACAUUUAAAAGGCCCUAAAGGAAAAACAAUUAUUAAAAAAUGAUCUUGCAAAUCUUUAAGCCAGCCAGUCUCCUUAGCAAGGAGCCCUUCUUUGUUCCAUUUCAGUUUUUGUUUCCCAGCUUAGAGACAGAAAACUUGCAGGGAAGGAAGGAUGAUUUCUGUUAACCACGUGAGGACCUUAUUUUGUGCCCAGGAGUUCCACGAAGACCAUACUGCCAAACAAGCCAAAUUGACAGCAGAGUCCUUUUAUUGAAGAGCCAGCUGGCGACUGCCUCAGUAUCCCAACAUGGGUUUCUGAGAGCAACCCCGAGUGCUUAAGGAGUCAGGUUUUUAAGGCUUGGUCUGCACCCUGGUUGGCACGCAGGCUGUCCAGGUGCAUGGGGGUGGGGGUGGGGCAGCAAGUAAGCAUUGUACAGAAGCAGAAUUUUGCAGUUAGUUAGCCAUACGUCAUACAUUCUUUGUUUUAAUAUUUUCCCAUACGUUUUAGUUCCAGUACUUUUCCUCCUUUGUCUCAGUAUUCUCUCCACCUGGCAUUGUUUAAAAGUCAGUCUAGGGAUAGUCAGUUCAUUUCCCAGGAGUUAGUCAAGCAAGAAGUUAGUGAGCACUUUCCCAUCUAUCUUGGGAGUGAACCAGACUCACUCCAUUUCAUUGAGGGUUUGCAGCCCAGGAAUUUGUCAGGUGUUAACUGGUAUUUUUCUACUUCAGCCUAGACCUAACACUUACCUACAAGUUAUCGCCUUCCCUUCCAAGAAAGGCGGGUGCAGGAAAAGGCAUCAUUUUAGCCACAGCCUGAUCUGGUUUUUACUCUGGCUUAGUUUCAUUUACUGGUGGCCACAGGUUGCAUUGGACUUUUCCUUCUUCAAUAUUUAGCAGAGCUGAAAUAAAUGAAUCCCUCAACAGAAGCCAAUAUUCCUGCCUGAUUGCUGGGGCUAAUUGAUGUUUUGGUGGGCACUGCAUUGCUUGGAAAU